Messenger RNA from Aplysia californica (California sea hare), 6004 nucleotides. RefSeq lists its product as uncharacterized. Lineage: Eukaryota; Metazoa; Mollusca; Gastropoda; Aplysiida; Aplysiidae. The record is from RefSeq and is a predicted model, not a curated record. Gene Ontology annotation, molecular function: protein binding. Gene Ontology annotation, cellular component: Cul4-RING E3 ubiquitin ligase complex.
UGCGCUAAUAUUAAUGUACGGGCCACUCGUUGAGUCAGGGUUGGGUUAGGAAGGCGCCGAUCUCUUUUCUCCUGGUUUGGAGAGCGUUGAAAAGCCAGUGGUGCUUGCAUUCGUCAAUAUGAGGUGGCUGGCAUAAUGGGCUUGUGCUGGGGUAAAGCAAAUAUAAGUGUUCGUGUUUGUGGGAGCACCAAGGAAGUGUUUGUUCCCUCAGUUGUUCCAUUAGUAGAGGCCCCGAUAUAGUGAAGUUGGAGCUCUACGUGGUGACGGCAUUAAAGGCUGUAUGGAAGGACCGGUGCGUAGUUCUGUUAUGGAGACGGCAGGGGUAAGAUAUCGGAACUCUUUGUAGAAAGAUUGUUCUUCUAGCACAGUUCUAUAUGAAGCAACAGCACCGUGUUUAGGCCUAUGAAUUCUAUGGAGUUUCGUCGCAUCUUUUUUUGAGAGAUUUCAGACGACGGACGACUUGGUUGAAAAAAUGAUUUGCCGAGUGUCAGAGAUUUCCCUUUACUGUGCUGCAUCGAUGGAUCUUUGACGCCAGUUCUCUCUCCUUCACGAGGAUUUAAAGAGGAAAAACCUUCCCCAAACAUGCCUCAGUUGAGACGUUUCGAGUUACGGAAGUCGGUGUCCCCGUACAUUUGCUCGACACCGAACGACUUUGUAGAGGAACGAAACUUUCUCUCCGACACCAUCUUCCCUCAGCUGGACGAAUUAUGCAAAUUGCGGGGGUCGUAUUUCGACCCUGUGGACUUGCGAUGGACUCCGGGUGACCAAAAGACGCAAGGCGGACUUCUGGUGAAGACCCAGUUGGACGCCAUUAAACGAUCUUCUCCGUUCUUCAUCGGGAUCUUGGGGGAGACGUACGGCCCCCACAGGGCGGAGACUGAUCCGCCCCUGUCCAAGUCCCGAGGUGCGCUGUGCUUGAAGCAAGGGAAGUCGAGUCUCAGCUGGCUGGACAAAAACCUGCUUCUGGCGGGGACGGGCGGUCAUUCCUGGGUGCUGCAGGAAGGCCACCAGUGCAGCAGUGUACCCGAACUGGAGGUCACGCAAGGCGCGUUCUUGUGUGACAACCAGCACACGACGUUGUAUUACCGCCAAGCGGAGCACCUAGACGACAAGCUCUCGAGACUGACGGAAUCUAGCAGCGACGCGGAGCGGGGAGACAUCAUGAAGACGCACUUGUCCGAGUCGGAACACGCCAAGAUGAAGAUCCACGACCUACGCCAGAGGCUUGUGAAGAAGGGACUCCCGGUGAAGUAUUUCCGGACGCCAGAGGAGCUGGGCCGGGCAGUUCUGGAGGAUUGGAGGGAGAUCAUUGAUAUGUCGCUGCCGCCCUUAACGCAUGAUACGGCUUUGUUGGAGUGGCUGGCCCAGCAGUCCUUUGUCAGCAGCCGCUCAGACGUGUUCGUGUCCUCGGAAGACAUAGAGGAGGUCCUAGAGCAGAUGUCAGAGUUUGCCGAGAGCUGUGGCCGACCAGACGCCGGCAGAUCAGACAUGGACGACAUUUUUACUCCGCCGGAGAAUGGCAGCAAAGUUCGUAGCUACUCUGCGACUGCUUGGAUCAAGAAACAAUCUGAACCUCCUCCAGUCAAGACCAAAUCAAUUUUGUUGUUGAGUGGAGACCGAGGAGUUGGCAAGUCGACCCUGGCGUCUCGCUGGCUGAGAACAUUUGACAGUGCUGACAUCUGCGUCAUCUCACACUUUGUGUCAGCCUCCAGUGGUAGUGCUGACAUCAGCAUAUUCAUGAAGCAGUGCAUCAGACAGUUACGCCAAAGGUACCUCUUGUCAGAUGACUACAACUCCCUCAGCAUCUACGCACAGGUGGAGAACAGUCUACAGGAAAACGGAGAAGACUUUCGCUUCUUGUGUGAGGCUUUCAUGGCUUCUGUUGCUCUGGGCCCAUGUGUGAUCCUUGUGGACGGCCUCAAUGAGCUGGGGCCAUCUCAUGGAAUGAGAGCUAAUGAGGUGAAAGAAUUUCUAUGGCUGACUGAGGACCUUCCACCAACCUGCAAGUUGAUUGGGACCACGAUGAGGUCAGACAUUUCUUAUCGCAGUCUGGUGAAGAGACCGGAUGUUGUGUCAGUGGAUAGUCCAGCGUGUCUCACUAGUGUUGACUUCACGAUUGACACGUUGAAGGAACACCAGCCUGUGAUUAGUCAACUAUUGGGAGGUGAGCAUGCUGUCAAACAACUGGCUGGGCUGAAGGUCAUGCAGACGUCUCUAGGGUCAAGGGUCAUCGGCAGUGAAGUGGCCUGCUACCGCACCUACAGCGACUUCCACGCUUUCAUAGAACGCAGUACUGAGAUCUGGUCUCUGAGAAACUUCUGGAUGGGCUGUGUUCAGGGCUGGAUCAAUGAACAUAGCUGGACACUUGACAAUCCAAGUUCAGAGAUAAAUUUUGUAGAUAGUGGAUUUGAUUACGCAGGUUGGGUGACCGACUCCCUCUGUCUCAUCGCUCUGUCAAGGAAUGGUUUAACACAAGGGCAAGUCUUGUCUAUACUGAGACAGAUGGGGUAUGAGAAUGACCUAGAGGUCAGCAGUUACGACUGGUUGCAGUUCCGAAUCUCCGCAGGGGCCACGCUCCGAGAAAAGGCAGACGGGCGUCUUGUUUUUGGUUAUAAAUAUCUGCAGGAAGUUGCAGAGUAUUUAUUUUUCAAGAACAUGUCGUCUGGGUCCUGUGACGCGGCCACUAUCGUGAAAAACUGCCAAUCUGGCAUGAGACAGUCCUACCACUUGCAGCUGGCCACAUUCUUCUCCCAGCUGCCCUUCAGCUUGCAAGUGAUGGAAGAGUUGCCAUGGCAGCUGAUGCUAGCGGGGGAUCUCCCAGCUCUUUUGGAUUAUUUGACAGAUUGUGGGGCAUUGCUCAAGAUGUUGACAGGAGACUCUGAGCUCUGGUACCAGGACCUGAAGCUGUACUGGUCAGUCUGUGAGCUCAACGGUCACCCUGCAUCCAAAGUUUACAUCCAGCUUUGCCAUGCACUCGGGGUGGUGGACAUAAAUGAUGUACAGAGUUUUGAAGACGCCCCCAGCGUGGAUGAGACCCCGAUGAGCAUGUCCCCCACACCGCGGGUGGUCGUGUCUACCCCUCAGCCGGAAUACGUCAAUGGACACUGCGAGCCCAUGGUCCUGGGGAGCAUGCAGUCUCUGGUGGAUGGAGUGGACGAUGUGGGUGCAGAUAAGGUUCAAGCAUCUGAUCUCGUCACAGAGCAAGAUUUUAUUGAUGGCGUCUUUGUCACCCAGAGUGGUGGGGUGGGCGGGGCUGGUAUAGUGGGCGUGGCUGGUGACACGGGGCCCGGACACAUGGAGGUCCGGGGAACCGACAAGGACAACUUUCCAGGCGUGGCUUCGCUGUGCUGGAAUGUGGCGUUCUUCCUACAAUCUCUGGGAGAGCGGGAGGCCGCCUGGGUUCUUUUCCAUUCUCUAGUCAAAUAUAUCAAGCAGAACUACCCUCUGGACCUGGACCAGCAGAUUUUGCUGUGUCGCUGCCACUACUCCCUGGGCCACCUGUGUGAGCAGGAAGAAGAGCCGCUGGCGGCGGAGAGAGAGUACCGCAGCGCUCUACACGCUCUGGUCGAUGCCGACGAUAUGGACGAGGAGCUAGAGCGGCAGGCUGAUAUCAGAUACCUCAAAGCGCUGCUCCUGUGUUGCCAUGGGCGGCUGAAGGUGGGCCAGGAGGAACUAUUUGACGCGGAGGAACUGCUGAAGGAGGCGUUAGAGGGCCUGGCCGACAACCCGGACUGCUUUGUGCUCAAGUCCUGUGUACACUACAACCUGGGACAGCUUAGGUGGACACCACGACCUCACAAUGGCCGCCCAACAAAGCCUGACCCGCCUUGACGUGGCCCUCAGUAUGGGACAUUACGACUUCGGCUCGGCUCGCUCUCCAGAGCGCCGGAGCAACAGCAUGCCCUUCAGCGCCCUCACCUUUCGGGAGAGCGACCUCUCGCGCAUGCGCAGUCGCCUCAGCAGCCACGGAGGCAAGGUGCGCGUGGAGGACCCCAUGCAUGUGCGGGCGGUGAGCCGCGAGGAGGUGAUGCGUCACAACAGACCGGACAGCAUGGUCAGCAGUGUCGUCAGUGUUGUCAGCGCGAGUGACCGCUUGCUGUCCGCGCCGACCUCCGAGAGGCCGCGUCUGCUGAGAAGGGAGCAGAACGGACGGUCGUAUUACGGCGGCGCGGGGCAGGAUGGCUACGCGCAGUACAGCGCCGGUUAUAAACAUCCGUCUGAGGAUUUGACCAACGGCAAGGCUGGUGAUGUCGUCAUCGUGGGGAAGAUCGACUCGAAGGGGAGGAAGUUUGUUUCCGCGGACACCAACGGUAAUUUCGAUCACACAGCCACCGGGGAGUUUGACAAUCAAGGAUUUCCCCAGUCCGAGUCCGAGUUACCGCCUCAUGACGAUGAUUAUGACGACGAAGGGGAGAAAAACUAUUACAGCAACGGAGACGGCGGCGGGGAGGGUCAUGUGAUCAGUGUUGACCUGCACAGAAAGGACGUUGUGGGUGACAGUCAGACAGACGAGGAGUUUCCGGGCUGCUCCCCGCGACUAGACAGCUACGGCGACGCCGACAUCCGGCAGUACAUGAUGGGCGGGGAGGGCGAGAGGCAGAAGAAGUCAGUGACACUUCGACCGUCCAGCGCGCCGCGGAGAAUGUUUCAGCGGUUUGGCGGCGUCACUCCAGACAACACGUCCGUGGCGCUCAGACAAGCUUCUUCCACCUCGUCGUCGGCGCCGGGUCAGCGGAAAGUGGAUAGCGCCCACAGCUCAAAGCGGCUGUGGAGCGGCCGGAGCAACGUCACGGCGGCGUCCUCCGUGACCAGCGGUCAUCACUCACGCUGUCCGCUUCCCGGGAAACACGACGUCACGCUGAGCAACGCCCGUUCCAUAGCGGGUCCGAACAGCUCGCUCUCCAGCCUUCUGGGCGAGCCCACCUGCCCGCGAGCUUCCUCCAACAGAAUGCACCACCGCUCAGCGUGGUACCACGUUCCUGGGAGGUAUACCACACCAAAAGACAGAGUCCCCAGAAAGCGCAUGCAGAAGACGGAGAAUGCUAAAGACAUCGAAGCUUUCCUCUCGCUCAAAUCUCAGUGGGCGCGGAAGAAACACCAGGAUCUAAUUCAAGACAAGCUGAAGGAGCUCCAUCUCCGUGACCCGCACAGCCACCAACCGCCGUCGGGCUCCUCGCUCCGGAAGAAGCAGUCGUCCUUCUCCAGGUCUGAGCAGCACUCGUUCUCCACGAGCGCCGGCUUCGCUCAGGGUGAAGGUCGCGGGGUCAGCAGGUCGCAGCUGCGCAGUGUGAACAAAUACAGCGCCACCCCGCGGCUCAUGAUUAGCGGCCUGGAUGUGGUCCCAGAGGCGCGCUACCCUGACAAUCUGAGGACCCCGCAACAUCAGGUCGUUAAGUUCAAGGAGCCCAUCGUAGUGGGCUAAGGAGCUGGCGGGUCAGAGCUUUGGCACAAUUAAUGAUUCUGGGAAAAUAGGGAUCUUGGAAAAUAUGAUUCUUGGAAAAAUGUUAACAGGAUAGAACUUAAGCACACAUUUGCUCAAAUGAUUCUUGAAAAAUGUUAACGGGACAGAACAUAAUCUCAAAUGUUUCUUGAAAAAAAUGUUAACAGGACGAACUGGGGUACAAUUAAUGAUUUGGAAAAGUGUCAACGCAAAAAAAGUUGCAUAUGCACAAAAGAUGAUGCUUGAACUCGUAGAAGAGCUUUAUAGUGGGCUUGAGAGCAGUACAAAAAGUGAUGCGUGAGCUUGAACAGUUGUUUUUACUCUGGGUUACAGACACUUGUAAUAUAAUAUAUCCAAAAUCGUGGGCUCUGACGUAAUUCCGGUCGACUACCGAGCGUAGUGUUUGACUCUAUUCGGAGCCAAAUAAAGGGCUAGGAGGGAAAGACUGUGCACGCGUUCGACUUUAGCCCAAUCUGCAUGGUGUUUAGUACCAUAUAUAUGGCUCUUUUCGUUUAUGCAGACGGUCAAUUUAGCUUAAGAUGGUCUCAAGGUUGUCUUCUUGCA